UGGAGGAGGACCGGGUGUUAUAAAGGUCUGCCGGGUGUUAUAAAGGUCUGUCUCUAACACAGGUACUCGUCAGGUUCCUCUCUCAAACAAGGACUUCGGGUUUCAUUCAGCCGGGAGAUGUUUGCAACAGCAACCAGAAACUUUGUGCAGGAGGUGGAUCGUGGAGGUUUGCUGAUCCCAGUGUCCAGCCUGAAUGACACCAUUAAUCUUCUGACAGUGGUGGUGAAGCACAAGCGCUUCUGGGUCUGGCAGAAACCCAAGUACAUUCCAACUGAUUUUAACCUCAAUGAUAUACUGACAGGAGACACACCUAUAAAGCCAGUUGUCGUAGAGACAGAUUUCAUCAAAUACAAUGGGACAUUUGGUGACAACAUUCAGGGGACCGUAGACGCAAAUUUUGCCAAGUCCAAUGUGAGCCUUGAGGGUAAAGACUCUUCCAAACUCCAGUCAUCGUUUGGCAGUUUGAAGAAAGAAGAAGUGGAUGUGCAGAAGUUGCUGCGAGGCUCCAAAGACAGGGUCCUGGAUAUGUCCCAUGGUCUGGUCCAGCAGACUAAGGAGAAGCCCAGACAGGUUUUUGGGAUUGUGAAGGAGCGUAUUGUGACUACUCAGCCCAGUUCUGUCAUAGAGGAGGUGCAGCAGGGAGCACAGUGUGGAGGAGCACUGAGCCUCUGCGGGCCCAACAGCACAAAGGUUUCCUUGAAGGAGAAUGGGAGCUUGAGUAAAGACAGUGAUAUCACCAUGGAGAUUCCCAUCCAUACUACCAUUGCAUAUGCUCUAAUAGAGCUAGAGAUCAAACAUGAUGGGCACUAUGAGCUGUGUCUGAUGCCAGACACCACUGGACGUUUUGAAGUAGACGGCCCCAAGAAAGGACUGUUGCAUGUCUUUGGAGCUCCUGCCUCUGAAAAUAGCAACCUUACCCAAGAGCUGGAGCAACUGAAAGAGCAUUUCCAACUGCUUUCAGCUCUUCCUGCCACCACAAGGUCUUCUCUACUCCAACAAAUCACAAAAGUAAUGGCGGACCGAGGGGCUCUCAGUUCACUGCAGAACGUGCUGGAACAGAUGUGCUUUGAUAAGAGACCUGCCCUUGGUGAUGAUGUCACAACGACAGAGUCACAAAAACAGAACGUCCAAGCAAUUAUCGACCUUUUAGAGCAAUCUGGUCAAGUGGAUUCCAGAAGAGUCCUCUCGGCAUUUCACCUCAUUACCAGCGCCAUGGACGAGAUGACACAUGAUUGUCUUUCUGUUUUGGGAAUGUGCUGCAGCCUCACUGUGUUACCGGCUCUGGAGCUACUGGUGCAGUGCGUAUCGGGGAAGGGGGAGUUGCCUCUGAGCAGCUCAGGCUUAGCUGCACUGACAGAAGACGUCUAUGAAAAGACUGAACUUCUGUUUGCCUCCUCUAAUGUGUCCCUGAAGAGAGAUGGAAACACAGUGAAGACAGAAAUAAGCUCCCUCUCAGGAAACCGUCCUCUGGUCCUGUGUAUCGCUGUCAGAGGUCUUGCCUCGUUAGCCAACUGUGAUUGAACUGAAGACAGAUUAAUAUCCUCCCAAAACUUGAGACUUAACACUAGAAUGAGGUAAAGUGGAUCAAGUAGAUCAAUUGUUAUCUAUGAAUGUUUGGUUUUUUUCUCUUUUUGGUGAAGUAGAAUUUCCACUAAGACAAUUAUUCUGUAAGGCAACUAUGUAAAGUUGUGUGUUACUAAAAGUUAAGCCACACCUUCAAGCCUCACCUUCACACCUUUUUGGGUCAUAGUAUUUAAAAGAAGAAUCUUGUUUCAUUGUAACCUUAAAAUGACAUUUUAUGAACAGAUUUGCAUUUGUUAUUUUUUUACCACCAUUGUCUGGGUGAAUACUAGAUUCUGAUUGGCUGUAGGGUGUCGUUUAAUUCCUGAUAUAGGACGAGGAACAUAUAAAAGAGGAAGAGUCACUACAUCAGUAUCCUAGUUCUAUUAAGGCAUUGCAAGUCCCACUACAAAUCUAUAAACAUAUCUGUGUUGUUUCACCUUUGACUGCAAAUUGCUUUUACAAAAUAAAAAAUAAAAACA
Molecule: messenger RNA, 2042 nt
Organism: Anoplopoma fimbria (sablefish)
Lineage: Eukaryota; Metazoa; Chordata; Actinopteri; Perciformes; Anoplopomatidae
Gene: gsdmeb
Product: gasdermin Eb
Exons: 10
Coding region: 118-1521 (467 amino acids)
Biological process (GO): programmed cell death
Cellular component (GO): cytoplasm
Source: RefSeq, a predicted model, not a curated record